CGACCCCAGCUCGGACCUAAGUCUCUCCGCCGACCCUCCUCCACCUUCUCCACUCUGCCCAGGCCCGGGCCCAGAUGUCGCCCUCCAGCCGCCUGUAUCUCCUCACCAUUGUGGGCCUGAUUCUCCCCACCAGAGGACAGACACCCACGGAGGCCACAUCCAUUUCUCUAGCAGACUCAACCACUGUGAACAUUCAUGCCCUGGCUCAAACCCCAGACGCAGUUCAUUCAGAACUCCAGUCCACCCCUCAGACUUCAACUCUGCAGGCUGGUGUAGAAACACCAACCCAGACGCAGCAACUGAAGGGAGAGACUGUGCUUCUAACCACAGACCCGGAGAUGGAUGAGAGCAGCACGGAAGGCACCACACUCUCCAAGCAGUUUCCAGACAAAGACUUCGCAACAGACCCUGCCCGCAGGCCUACUGAUUCAAGUGAAGAUGAUCCCUUCUCCUAUGAUAAUUACACUCUCCGGAAACAUGGGCUGUUGGUCGCAGCUGUGCUGUUCAUCACAGGCAUUGUGAUCCUCACCAGUGGCAAGUGUAGGCAGUUGCCCCGAUUAUGCCGGAAUCAUAACAGAGCCUACAGAGUCACAAAAGCCCAGCCCGAGAGGGAAGACCCAGAUGGAGCCAGAGCCAGGGCCGAUGGCCUGAACCCCCUACCUUCCCAACCCUGCCUGCCCUGAGGGCUGUCCAGCUCCCCAGGCACUGCCCUCACGUUGACCAUUCUGUCAGAAAAAAAGUAAAGCACUGCAAUCCUUGUCUGUCAA
Messenger RNA from Myotis davidii, 767 nucleotides. It is a transcript of the gene FXYD5, whose product is annotated as FXYD domain containing ion transport regulator 5. The record is from RefSeq and is a predicted model, not a curated record. Gene Ontology annotation, cellular component: membrane. NCBI's taxonomy places the organism in Eukaryota, Metazoa, Chordata, Mammalia, Chiroptera, Vespertilionidae. Gene Ontology annotation, biological process: regulation of sodium ion transmembrane transporter activity. The transcript has 10 exons. The coding region runs from base 75 to 683 and encodes 202 amino acids. Gene Ontology annotation, molecular function: sodium channel regulator activity.